Messenger RNA from Bombina bombina (fire-bellied toad), 2551 nucleotides. RefSeq names its product FAST kinase domains 3 (gene FASTKD3). Gene Ontology annotation, biological process: mitochondrial RNA processing; regulation of mitochondrial mRNA stability. Lineage: Eukaryota; Metazoa; Chordata; Amphibia; Anura; Bombinatoridae. The record is from RefSeq and is a predicted model, not a curated record. Gene Ontology annotation, molecular function: RNA binding. The transcript is spliced from 8 exons. Gene Ontology annotation, cellular component: mitochondrial matrix; ribonucleoprotein granule. Bases 164 to 2341 code for a protein of 725 amino acids.
AUCAAUAUUUGAUACACGCUUGUUAUUCAUUUUACAAUUAGAAAAAAAUCUUUGACAUUAGAGAUUUAUUAGUAGUUCUGAAAUGACAAGAGACAACAUGUUCAUGUGCUAAAUUUUGAGUCCGGAUUUAGCCUUCUAUAUAAUCAGAGGACAAGCACAAGACAUGGCUUUAAUUAGCCAAAAUGCUUCUCAGCAUGUUUCUUUCAUGAUACGUGCUUAUAGAAGCAUGGUAAAUCUUAGUUCAACUUUAAAAUGUUUAACCAGAGACAAUAAAUGUAUGCACACUUUAUACCGCAACAAUUACCCUCUCAAGAAGACACACAUCUUGGUACCUUACACCUGUAGAAAUUACCAUGCAGUUAUCUUGUACCCACCUAACUCUAUAGCAGGAUGUCCAGUCCGCCACCAUGGAGACACAGGAAAUAGCUACAGUCUAAGUAAAAAGCAAGCAGAUGAAAAGAAAUUUACUGAAGAGCUUAGAUGCCUCCAUUCUUGCAACCAAGUAUUUAAACUGUUGGAGUCUCUGGAACUUAUAACUGAUACUUUGGCUGCAGCAGCCAUGCUUAGGAUUGCACAGAUUGGAAAUAAAGAUGGUGUUCUCGUCAAUCCCAGUGAUAUUUUUGAAAACAUGAUAUUUAAAGCAAUCUGUUUACAAUUUGAGCUGGAGUCCCAGAAACUGUCCACAAGUGGCCUAGUAAAUGCCUUAAAAGCCUUUGUACAACUGCGAGUAGAUCCAUGGAGCACUUUAAUGGUACGUUUGUUGUCUGAAAGUCAAGAACGUCUUGACAAUGGACAGAUGACCAUACAAAACCUUUGCAUUUUGGGAGAAAGCUUGUUAGAAAUAGAAGGGCCUAAUUCUGCUAUGUUACAGACAGUUGUGGAACAGGUGAAAAGUAAGAAGGUUGGAGAUUGGACCUAUGAAGAAAUGGCGAUGGUUUAUUGUUUACUCCAAGCUGGUUUAGGUGAAGGAGGACAUUACCAAGGGUUGUUAAAUCAAAUGCAUGAAACUACAGUAUCUAUGAUCUCACAAUUAAACCCAAAGUUAAUAAGUUCUAUACUCCAUUCAUUGGUGGCUCUCAAACAGACACAAGCGCUUCCACUUGUUAUAAAGCUAUGCAAACAUUCUAUACGUUACAUACCGCAAUUCACAGAGGAAGAGCUUGUAAAGGUUUUAGUCGCCUUCACAUACUUUGAACACACAGACCGUUAUUUUAUUGAAGCCUUAGAGAGACAUGUUCCAAAUACAGCCUUUACUGUGUCUCCAGAAGUGGUUAGCGGAGUCAUGCGCUAUUGUAGUAAGAGACUCAUUCUUUCUAAACCCAUAUUUGAUGCAGUUGCAGAGAGCUUUGUGUAUAAUUCAGAAAAGUUCACCACCCAGCAAAUUGCGCAGCAAGUUAUACCAUUUGGAAAGCUGAAUUACCUACCACCAAAUGAUGCUGCGUUAUUUCGAAAACUUGAGAAAAUUUUGAGCAGCCGCUUUUCUCAGUUCCAGCCACGUACUCUACUUAACCUUCUCCACUCAUGCACGCUUCUAGAACGGUUCCCUGUUAAUUUUGUUGCAAAGAUCUUCAGUCCCUAUUUUCUACAACAGCUGCAAGCUCAAACAGGCAAUUUGGAUAAAUUUGUGUUAUCGCAGCUGACCCAGUUAUUCCUUACCGUUACCUUGGAGUGCCCUUUUUAUGAGGGUCCAAAGCUACUUCCUAAGUACAGAGUGAAGUCUUUUUCUGCACCUGGCCAUUCACUGGAAACCAUGGUUGAUGUACAUCUAUAUAACAGAGUAAAGUCUGGGCUUACUGAUCUUCUUGGUGCAAGAAUGUACUUUGCUUCCAAUGUACUGACUCCUUACUGCUACACAAUAGAUGUAGAAAUCCGAUUGGAUGAAGAUGGAUUUGUGUUGCCAGCUUCCCACCAUGAAGAAGUUUCUAAAAGGAUAGCAGUCUGCAUUCAUGGUCCAAAGAGAUUUUGCUUCAAUACCCAUCAUCUAAUUGGAAAAGAAUCUAUCAAACAAAGACACCUAAAUUUGCUUGGUUAUGAGGUUGUACAGGAAGAAAAUGUCUCUACCUAUGACUCAAUUUUCAAGAGGCCUCAGGGUUACAAUGAAAAACUUCACAGAGAUGACAGGCAGCAUGGAAAGCAUAAUGGACUAAAUAUUCAUGAAGAGGAGCUGUCAAGACCAGUAGCAGUGUUGAGCUCUUCAGAAUAUGGAAGACAUUUAAAUCAUCACGUAGACAAAAUGAACAGGGACCAUGUUAGAAUUGGAGUGGUGCGUGUUGAUUUAUACCGCAAAAAUGGAAUAUGCAAAUCAGUUGAGGAAGGGUACGGAAGUGUAACGCCUUCCUAAAACUCUUCAUCUAAUCUGAUAAUAAACCAGAAUCAUGGAACAGCACUCCAUUUCUAAUGGAUAGUUAAUGGAGAACACCUAAAUAAACGCUGUCAUGCUAAAUGUACCAAAUAUUUCUUUUACUGCUACUUUGUUCAUAAUAAAUAAUUGACACGCAGCAGUGAAACAAAUGGUUUUGGAAUAAAUAUUUUGAUAUUUUUUUUUUCUGAA